Messenger RNA from Thamnophis elegans (Western terrestrial garter snake), 3894 nucleotides. RefSeq names its product short transient receptor potential channel 2-like. Gene Ontology annotation, cellular component: membrane; cation channel complex; nucleus. The record is from RefSeq and is a predicted model, not a curated record. Gene Ontology annotation, biological process: manganese ion transport; regulation of cytosolic calcium ion concentration; calcium ion transmembrane transport. The transcript has 19 exons. The coding region runs from base 178 to 3894 and encodes 1238 amino acids. Gene Ontology annotation, molecular function: store-operated calcium channel activity; inositol 1,4,5 trisphosphate binding; damaged DNA binding. Lineage: Eukaryota; Metazoa; Chordata; Lepidosauria; Squamata; Natricidae.
GAGAACUACGCCUCCCGGCAUUCCCGGCGGCCACGACCGGGGCGGAGCUGUUGGCCGAGGGGGCCGGCUGGAAGCGGAUGACGUCAGAGCGCGAGCGGAGCGUCGGCCUAUCCGGAGCGAGGCGGAAAGUCAAGCCGGAGGUUGGCGGGAAAAGCGAAGCCGCGUCGUCCGGGGCUGAUGGGCGUUGUAGUCCAGGCGAUGGCGCCGCUGAGGAUCCGCUGCGUCGUCUCCUUCUCCUCGCAAGACCCCAAAUACCCCGUGGAGAACCUCUUGCUGGAAGAAAGAGCUCAGCCCUGGCUCUGCUGCCCCUUGGACCGCAGCCGGCAGAUGAGAGCCGAGUUGCAGCUGGAGCAGGCUGGCUGCAUUGGCUACAUCGACGUAGGGAACUCGGGCUCUGCCUUCCUGCAGAUCGAGGUGGGCCGGUCCUCGUGGCCUCCGGAUCGGGACUACCUCACCCUGCUCCCAACCACCACCUUGAUGGUGCCAGCGGAUGCCAAGCAGGACAGGAACCGUUCUGGGGUCCGGAUGUUUAAGGAAGGGGACUUGCUGGCACCUGCGCUGGCAGAGAAGUGGGACCGGUUGAGGCUCACCUGCAGCCAGCCCUUCAACAGGCACGCCCAGUUUGGCCUGGCCUUCCUCCACAUCCGCACCCCAGAGGAUUCAGAGGAGCGCCAGGGGGGUCCCGCGGCCCCCUCCCCGGGCCAGGCUUCUCCGGAGUCGGCCUCCAAGCCAGGGGUCUUCGGGGGGCCCCUUUCCCCAGCAGGGCCGUCAUGUGGCACCCAGGAGGAGAGGCUGCUCAAGCGCCAGCUGCAGCAGCUGGACUCGGCCCUCCUUGGCAAGACCCUGAGCCCUUCGGGUUUGAGUCGCCCAGCCCGGCUGGUCCUGAAGGCAGCAGCCUCUGCCCACAAGCGAGCCCCUCUCCUGCCCGCCGGGUCUCCACCGCCGCCUGCUGCACGGAGCAAAGAGGCUGGGCGGGCCCCCAGGGCAGCCCAAAGCCCCGGGGCCCCAAACCAGCCGUUCUCUUGCGGGAUCUUGCAAAGCGCCCAGAUCUCCGCCGGUUGCUCUUUAACCGGCAGGCUGAUCCCGGGGGAUUCACCUUGCCGGCACGUUUCCUCCCUCAGGGCCCACAGAGGAUCAACCCGCCAGCAGCAGCCGCUUGAAAACAAAGAGGAGAUCGCAGGGCGGCUCCAGGAGCCGUCCAACUGGAAGGAAAUAGUCAACAAGAAGCUGAAGUUCCCCGAGGGUCUCCUGGCUGCCAUCCAAGAUGGGCAGCUGGUUAAGAUCCAGCAGAUGCUGCACGUCAGCGACGGGAUCUUGCGGCAGCUGGACGAAAGCGAGGACCGGGCCUGGCGCGAGGCGCUCAACUUGGCCAUCCGCACAGGGGGGGUGGAGAUCACCAAGACCCUCUUGCGCUUCGUGAAGUUCGACUUCCGGCAGGUCCACGAGGCCCUCCUGGUGGCCGUGGACACCAACCAGCCCAGCGUGGUCAAGCAGCUCCUGGACCGGCUGGACCAAGAGAAAGGCAUGAAGAUGGACAUCAAGUCCUUCUCCAUGGCCUUCUUCGACAACUCCAUCGACAACUCCCGUUUCGCCCCCGGGGUGACCCCGCUCACCUUGGCUUGCGAGAAGGACCUCUACGAGAUCGUGGACAUGCUGAUGAAGAAGGGCCACACCAUUUCCCCGCCGCACAAGGUCUCCUGUGCCUGCCUGGAUUGCUCCAACGGGCGGAAGUUUGACCUGCUCAAGUUCUCGCUCUCCCGCAUCAACACCUACAAGGGCAUCGCCAGCCGGGCCUACCUCUCCAUCGCCAGCGAGGACCCCAUGCUGACCGCCUUCAAACGCAGCCGGGAGCUCAAGUGGCUCUCCAAGAAGGAACCGGAGUUCAAGCCAGAUUACCUGGCGCUGGAGGACCUGUGCCAGGAGUUUGCCUUUGAGCUCCUGGGCAUGUGCCGCAACCAGAGCGAGGUGACGGCCGUCCUGAACGAGCUGGGGGAAGACGAGAUGGACGAGGAGGACGACGGGAUGGACGACCAGGCCUUCGAGGAGGGCAUCCCCAACUUGGCCAGGCUCCGACUGGCGGUCAACUACAACCAGAAACGGUUCGUGGCUCAUCCCGUCUGCCAGCAAGUCCUGUCGUCCAUCUGGUGUGGGAGCCUGCCCAGCUGGCGGGGCAGCAAAAGCCUCUGGAAGGUCUUCGUCUCCUUCUCCAUCUUCCUGGGGAUGCCGUUCCUGUCCCUGACCUAUUUCUUCGCCCCCAAAUCCAAGCUCGGCAAAAUGCUGAAAAUCCCGGUGAUCAAAUUCCUGCUGCAUUCGGCCUCCUACGUCUGGUUCUUGGUCUUCCUGCUGGUGGAGUCCCUGAUCCUGGAGCACCACCAGGACACCUUCCAGGGGCGCAACCAGAGCAUGUGGGAGACGUCCCUCCACAUGAUCUGGGUGACAGGCUUCUUCUGGUUUGAGUGCAAGGAGGUCUGGAUCGAGGGGCUGCGCAGCUACCUGCUGGACUGGUGGAACUUCCUGGACAUCGUCAUCCUCAGCAUGUACUUGGCUUCCUUUGUGCUCAGGCUGCUGGUCUACCUCAAAGGGCAGGUUUUCUGCCUGGACAUCCAGCCUUCCACUCCGGAGUGCUACUAUUACACCCAAGCUAAGCGGCCGGAUUGGCACACUGAAGACCCCCAGUUCAUGGCCGAGGUGCUCUUUGCUGUCACCAGCAUGCUGAGCUUCACGCGCCUGGCCUACAUCCUCCCUGCCCACGAGACCCUGGGGACGCUCCAGAUUUCCAUUGGGAAGAUGAUUGACGACAUGAUUCGAUUCAUGUUCAUCAUGAUGAUCAUCCUGACUGCUUUCCUCUGUGGCAUGAACAACAUCUAUGUCCAUUAUCCGUCAUCGGAGCGUCUGGGAAGCUUCAACAAGACCUUCCAGUUUCUCUUCUGGACGAUGAUGGGGAUGGAGGAACACAACGUGGUGGACAUGCCCGAGUUCUUCGUGGCUGAGAUGGUGGGCCAGGUGCUCUAUGGGAUCUUCACCAUCGUCAUGGUGGUCGUCCUUCUCAACAUGCUCAUUGCCAUGAUCACCAACUCUUUCCAGAAGAUCGAGAAUGACGCCGACGUAGAGUGGAAAUUUGCCCGCUCGAAGCUCUACCUGUCCUUCUUCAGGGAAGGAUUAACGUUGCCGGUUCCCUUCAACAUCAUCCCGACGCCCAAGUCCAUCUUCUACGCCAUCCGAGGCUCCUUUCGCUUCAUUUGCUGCCACAAAGGAAAGAAGAGCCAGAAAUAUCCCCCGAUCAACACCAUUAGCAAUCCCUCGGUGGAAGAGGGGGGCGGCCGGACGGAAACCCGCCUGUCUUAUCGGCGCCAGGUGCUGAAGGCUCUGGUGCAGCGCUACAUCGACACGGCCAGGAGGGAGCUGGAGGAGAGCCGGAGGAAAGAUCUGGGGAACCGCCUGACCGAGUUGAACAAGUCGGUGGUGCGUCUCCACACGGAGAUGAAGCACCUCCGGCAGUCGGUGACUACCGGUGGGGUGGCCGCAAACCCCCUGGACGGGGCCAGCGUGCUGCGCAAGUACAUCAUGAAGGUGCGCAACAGCUUCCAGAACUACGAGCCCGACAUGGGGGGCGACGGCCAGGGCUCCCCCGUGGAGGUGGUGGUGCACCAGGACCUGCCCCUUGUCAUGGAGGGGGCGCUGCCGUUGCUCCGGGAGGAGAAGGAGGGCCAGGCGGGGGGCCAGGCGGAGGCCGAAACGGAGGCCAGGGUGGAGGAAGAAGUGGGGGGCGAGGCAGAGGAGGAGGUGGUGGACAUGUUGGGGGCCGAGGAGGAGGAGGAGGCCGAGCCGGUCAUUCCUGACUACGAGCCUCAGGAGGAGACCGAAGACCAGGUAGCUCAGCCACCAGAAUCCUGA